Messenger RNA from Prosopis cineraria, 1334 nucleotides. Its product is annotated as gamma-glutamylcyclotransferase 2-1-like. Gene Ontology annotation, cellular component: cytoplasm. Gene Ontology annotation, molecular function: glutathione specific gamma-glutamylcyclotransferase activity; gamma-glutamylcyclotransferase activity. Bases 326 to 967 code for a protein of 213 amino acids. The transcript is spliced from 9 exons. NCBI's taxonomy places the organism in Eukaryota, Viridiplantae, Streptophyta, Magnoliopsida, Fabales, Fabaceae. Gene Ontology annotation, biological process: glutathione catabolic process. The record is from RefSeq and is a predicted model, not a curated record.
CAUGAGGUGAGUUGGUUGCCUUGCCAAGUUCCGCUAUAAAUGUGAAGUUUGUAUAGCUGGAAAUCCCUCGCCUUCUUCGUGACGCGAGAGAGAAACAGAAGGAGAGUAGAGAAGAAGGCCAGCAGAGAGCGACAAUCGCAGCCCUAAUCCCUAAGCUAAGCCCUAUUCGUUUGGAUUCCCUGCCAUUGUUUCCUCUCUUAUGUGCUACUCGCACCUAAAUUGUUCGGAGCAUCUCCUUUUUGCCUUCGAUUGUCAGAGGAUAUUGUUAUCACGCUUUCCUUCUCGUUUUCUUGGCAAUAUUCCUGAUUAAUUAAAUCAAUCAGCCAUGGUUUUCUGGGUUUUCGGCUAUGGUUCACUGGUGUGGAACCCAGGAUUUGAUUACGAUGAGAAAAUGGUUGGAUUCAUAAAGGACUAUAGACGUGUAUUUGAUUUAGCAUGUAUUGAUCACAGGGGUACACCUGAAAACCCUGCAAGAACUUGCACAUUGGAGCAAAAAGAAGGGGCUAUAUGCUGGGGCAUUGCGUAUUGUGUUCAUGGAGGCCCUGAAAAGGAGAAACUGGCUAUGCAGUAUUUGGAGAGGAGGGAGUGCGAGUAUGAUCAAAGGAGUCUUGUAAACUUUUACAAGGAAGGAGAUUCAAUGAACCCUGCUUUAACUGGAGUUAUUGCAUUCACAUCUACCGCAGACAAAGCAAACAAAUACUACCUGGGACCUGCUCCUUUGGAAGACAUGGCGAGGCAGAUAGCAACAGCUUCUGGUCCUUGUGGAAACAAUAGAGAUUAUCUUUUUCGUUUAGAAAAGGCCAUGUAUGAUAUUGGACACGAGGAUGACUUAGUGAUAGAGCUAGCAAAUGAAGUGAGGAAGGUACUUGGUGUUGUGGGGGAUGUGACGCCAAGGGAAGGUCGACUUGCACACCCUUCUCACGUACCUAUCCCAGUUCUGCACCCACUUCCACAACCAAUUGCGUAGGACUCUUACUACUUGACCAGACCUGAGCUGACUGAAGCCCAUGCUGAAUUUGCGAGGGAAAGAAACUCGAUACGUUAUGGAUCUUGCUAACCCAUUUCUUAUGCUAGUCUUGUCUUCUGAAUUACCAUAACAUAGAAUAGCGUAGAGCAUUUCCACUAUCAAUUCACACGUUUCUUCAACUAGUGGUAGUCACUGGCUCACUGGAGAUUUCAGUGUGUUAUAGCAAGCACGCAGCCUACUGGAACGGGUAGCAAUUAGUUGUAAGAUGAGUCUGCUUCUAUUCUUCAAUUCCGGCUAGUGAAACAAUAGAUAUUUGUGUUUUAUGAAGUUUAUAUUUGUAUUUUUAACAAUAUAACUUUAUUUUUAA